Molecule: messenger RNA, 234 nt
Organism: Paracoccidioides brasiliensis Pb18
Exons: 2
Coding region: 1-234 (77 amino acids)
Source: RefSeq, a predicted model, not a curated record
AUGUCCUUCUACCCUGUGAAUAUCAUUAACGAACUCUGUUUCCAUUCCGCGUCUGCAUACAUACAUGGGGAUACAGUUGCGACUAGUUUAUUUCACGGACGCAUCCAAUAUCCGGGUGUGAAGUUGGUCCCCAUGGGACAUGAGAAAACAGAAGAGGAAUUGGAGACCAAUCAUGCUCGUACCAACUACGAGUCCGCAUCUAUUUCAACCUUUGAAAAACAGCAGCAGCAUUGA